AUGCCUUCAGCGUACCCCAAAUCAAUCCUACCCCCUUCCCUCGUUGCCGUAACAGGGGCCAAUGGCUUCAUAGCCCAGCACUGCAUCGCGCUACUCUUGUCAAAAGGAUACAGAGUUGUAGGGACUGUUCGAUCGGCUACAAAAGCUGAACAGGUCUUUGAUCUUCACCACAAGAAUCCCAACCUUUCUGUCAGAGUGGUCGAAGACAUUACUUCAACCGCAUCAUACCUCUCUGCCUUUGGCCCAACUGGGCCUGACGCCAUCCUGCACCUUGCCGCACCAUUCAACUACGAUGCUACUGAUUUGGAAGACGAACUCAUGAUUCCUGCUGUCAAAGGAUCAACAGCUAUUCUUACUGCAGCCAGACAGCUGGGGAGCGUUAAACGCAUUGUGCACACCAAUUCAUUUGCUGGAAUCUACGACGCCUCAAAAGGACUUCAGCCGGGAAAGAUAUACACUGCCAAGGACUGGUCGCCUUUGACUUACGAGGAUGGUGUGACCGCCCCUAAUGCGGCAGUGGCAUACAGGGCCAGUAAAACUGUGGCAGAACAAGUGGCAUGGAAGUGGAUGAACGAUAACCCAUCAGCACAGUUCGACCUCGUGAGCCUCAAUCCAGCAAUGGUAUUCGGCCCAUGGCUGGAAGGAGCAAUCCCCGGCUCUCCAAAGCAACUCAACACGUCCAACAAGAUCGUCUAUGGUAUCAUUUCAGCCGGAGAAGAAGGUCCCAUCCCGCCCACUCGAGGGCCAGUUUGGGUGAGUGUGGAAGAUGUUGCACUCGCGCAUCUCAGGGCAAUUCAAGUUCCUGAGGCCGGUGGGGAAAGAUAUCUCCUAGCCGCCGGGGUAUACUGCAAUCAGGAAAUCGCCGAUAUCGCACGAAAGAUAGCGGGCAAGUAUAAGAAUAAGAUUCCUCGCGGCAGUCCUGGCUUGAGAGAAGCUACGACUCACUUCGGGGUUGAUGCCAGUGAAACACAGAAAGGACUAGGGAUUGAGUGGCAAAGUCUUGAAGUAAUGAUGUCUGGAUUACUGUCACAGCUACUUGAAAUUAAAUAA
Molecule: messenger RNA, 1050 nt
Organism: Fusarium graminearum PH-1
Lineage: Eukaryota; Fungi; Ascomycota; Sordariomycetes; Hypocreales; Nectriaceae
Exons: 1
Coding region: 1-1050 (349 amino acids)
Molecular function (GO): oxidoreductase activity, acting on the CH-OH group of donors, NAD or NADP as acceptor
Source: RefSeq, a predicted model, not a curated record